Messenger RNA from Lactuca sativa (garden lettuce), 3065 nucleotides. The record is from RefSeq and is a predicted model, not a curated record. NCBI's taxonomy places the organism in Eukaryota, Viridiplantae, Streptophyta, Magnoliopsida, Asterales, Asteraceae.
UAUUACAGUCAUCUUGAUUUUCUGAGAUUCUUUUUUACUCUUCUGUUCUAUUCUUUCUCUCUCUCCGAAUUUUCCCCCUUUUCUCUCUCUUUUUCCCUCGAAGGAUCUUCUUUUUCACUUAAAUAUUCUGGAAUUCUUACAUCAAAUUGCUGAACAAAAACCCUGGUCUGUAAGUUCUACAUCAUAUGAAGAUCUAACAAUUUGUAUCUCUUGAGCCUUUUUCUUCAAGAAAAAAUGUCUCAGACUCACUGGGAAGCUGAUAAAAUGUUAGAUGUUUAUAUCCAUGACUACUUGGUAAAGAGGGAUUUAAAAGCUUCAGCCCAAGCAUUUCAACAAGAGGGAAAAGUCUCAUCUGACCCUGUUGCUAUUGAUGCACCUGGUGGCUUUCUAUUCGAAUGGUGGUCAGUCUUUUGGGACAUAUUUAUUGCAAGAACCAAUGAGAAACACUCAGAAGUUGCAGCCUCUUACAUUGAGACACAGUUAAUCAAAGCAAGAGAGCAACAGCAACAACAACAACAACCACAACAACAACCACCACAUCCACAACAACAACAGCAACAGCAACAACAACAACAACAACAACAACAUCAACAGAUGCAAAUGCAACAGCUCAUGUUGCAACGCCAAGCUCAACAACAACAACAGCAACAACAGCAGCAACAACAGCAACAGCAGCAGCAACAACAACAGCAGCAACAAGCACAACAACAGCAACAGCAGCAACAAAGGAGAGAUGGGGCCCACCUUCUGAAUGGGGCAUCAAACAGACUUGUUGGAAAUGAGCCACUUAUGAGACAGAAUCCUGGAGUCAAUGCUAUUGCUACAAAAAUGUAUGAGGAGAAAUUGAAAGUCCCACUUCCUAGAGACUCUUUAGAUGAUGCAGCUAUGAAGAGAUAUGGUGAGAAUGUGGGCCAGCUUUUGGAUCCCAACCAAGCUUCAAUCUUGAAAUCUGCUGCUGCAGCUGCUGGACAACCUUCAGGGCAAGUGUUGCAUGGGACAGCUGGCAGUAUGUCUCCUCAAGUUCAAGCUCGUAGCCAACAACUUCCAGGCUCUGCACCUGAAAUAAAAACAGAAAUGAAUCCAAUUUUGAAUCCUAGAGCAGCGGGACCCGAAGUAUCAUUAAUUGGGAUUCCUGGAUCAAAUCAAGGUGGUAAUAACUUGACAUUGAAAGGAUGGCCUCUUACACAGGGGUUAGAUCAAUUGAGAUCUGGUUUAAUGCAACAACAGAAGUCAUUCAUGCAAGGAUCACAACCAUUUCAUCAGUUACAAAUGAUGUCACCACAGCAUCAACAACAGCUUCUAUUAGCACAACAAAACAUGACAUCACAAUCAGCUAAUGAUGAAAGCAGAAGGCUUAGAAUGCUUCUUACUAACAGAAGCAUGGGUAUGGGAAAAGAUGGAAGUGGUCUUUCAACUUCUGUUGGUGAUAUUCCAAAUGUGGGCUCCCCAAUGCCCGUUUUACCCCGUGGAGAUACUGAUAUGUUACUCAAGUUAAAAAUGGCGCAAUUACAGCAACAACAGCAGCAGCAGCAGCAGCAACAGAAUGGUGGGAAUCAGCAACAGCAACAACAGCAGCAAAUUCAUCAUUCUCUUUCUGCUCCUCAGCCUCAAAAUUCAAAUUUGAAUAUUCAACAAGAAAAGAUUGUGGGUGCAAGUAGUGUGGGAGAUGGGAGCAUGUCGAAUUCGUUUAGAGGAAAUGAUCAGGCUUCAAAAAACCAGACUGGAAGAAAAAGAAAACAGCCCGUGUCAUCAUCCGGGCCCGCCAAUAGUUCCGGAACAGCAAACACAGCGGGCCCCUCACCAUCUUCAGCACCUUCAACUCCAUCAACUCAUACACCUGGCGAUGUCAUCUCAAUGCCUAAUCUGCCACAUAAUGACAGCUCAUCAAAAUCUUUAAUGAUGUUUCGACCCGAUGGUGGGCCCACGAAUCUCACCUCCCCAUCAAAUCAAUUGGUAAGUGGGGGUCCACUUUCCUUUUAUGGUUGGUAUAUAAUCUUGCAUUGGAAUGAUAAGGGCAUUUUGGUCAUUUUACAGGCUGACAUGGAUCGUUUUGUGGAAGAUGGGUCUCUUGAUGACAAUGUGGAAUCUUUUUUGUCUCAUGAUGAUACGGAUUUGAGGGAUACAGUUGGUGGUCGUUGUAUGGAUGUCAGCAAAGGGUUUACAUUUACGGAGGUACAUUCAGUUCGUGCUAGUGCAAGUAAGGUUGUGUGUUGCCAUUUUUCAUCCGAUGGUAAACUUCUUGCAAGUGGUGGCCACGAUAAAAAGGCUGUAUUGUGGUAUACAGAUUCGUUAAAACCCAAAACAACUCUUGAAGAACAUUCCUCGUUGAUCACUGAUGUGCGCUUCAGCCCAAGCAUGCCCCGCCUUGCCACGUCAUCCUUUGAUAAAACCGUUCGUGUUUGGGAUGCCGACAACCCUGGUUUUUCUCUUCGGACAUUUAUGGGACAUUCUACAUCUGUGAUGUCAUUGGAUUUCCACCCGAAUAAAGAUGAUCUCAUUUGUUCGUGUGAUGGGGAUGGAGAAAUACGGUAUUGGAGCAUCAACAACGGUAGCUGUUCUCGUGUAUUCAAGGGAGCAACAGCACAAGUGCGAUUUCAGCCACGCCAUGGAAGAUUUCUUGCAGCAGCUGCAGAAAACAUUGUAUCGAUACUUGAUGUGGAGACUCAAGCAUGUCGACAUACAUUAACGGGGCAUACAAAGCCGAUUCAUUCAGUUUGUUGGGACCCGAGUGGGGAGUAUUUGGCAUCAGUGAGUGAGGACUCUGUUCGUGUGUGGUCUCUUAUGGCAGGAAAUGAAGGGGAAUGUGUACAUGAUCUUAGUUGUAAUGGCAACAAGUUUCACUCAUGUGUUUUUCACCCUAGUUAUGCUUCAUUAUUGGUCAUCGGUUGUUAUCAGUCGUUGGAGCUGUGGAAUAUGUCAGAGAACAAGACGAUGACUUUAUCGGCUCAUGAAGGAUUGAUUGCUGGCUUGGCUUUGUCCACUGUUACGGGUUUGGUAGCUUCUGCUAGCCAUGAUAAGAUUGUUAAGCUUUGGAAAUGAAAAAAAAAAGAAACAAGAAACAAAAA